UGCAUUUUUUGAGUUUUCUAAUCAUUUUUAAUUUUUUAAGGGCAUAUUUAUAACUGUAUAAUCGCUACAAUAAUGGCAUCCUCAUUUAAACACGUCACCGGAGCCGCAGACAGGGAUUCGAGAAUCGUCAAGCAGCUCGAGUUCUAUUUCAGCGACACCAAUUUACCGUACGAUAAGUUCCUGCAAGCCAAAAUCAGGCUCAACGACGGCUGGGUGCCGAUAAGCGUACUGUUGACGUUCAAAAUGCUGAAGUCCAUCACCAGGGACUCGGCCGUGAUCGCGUCCGCCGUCAAGGACGCCGUCGAUAGCAUCGUGGAAGUCGACGAGACGGGCUUGAAGAUCAGACGCAAACCGAAAAUCGCCGCGCCCGCCCCCGAUCGCCGACUGUUCAAAGACAUCGUCCAACGGUCGAUUUAUUGCAGUGGUUUCCCGAGGACGACCACCGUGGACGAACUGUUGGAGUUUGCCGCCACCUUUGGCGACAACGUCAUCACGAAAACCACCCCCAUGAGGUUCAAGUCCCAGGCGUUUAAGGGUUCCCUUUACUUUACGUUCAGCACCAAAGACGAGGCGGAAAAGUUUUUGGCAAGAGAAUCCGUCGAGUACAACGGCAUGGAAAUAAAGCGUAUGUGGGAGAGUGAUAUCUUGGGAGAUUAUAAAGCGUACAGUCCAUUUAAUUACGAAUAAAAUGCGUCCGCGGGCACAGUCCGUACACACUACCCGUUAAUAUGGGCACACGUCAUUAUAAAGGUUUAAUUUAGUUUAUAUUUCAUUAUCAUUUUAUUUCUUUCUAAUAUAAUAUAAUUUUAUUUCUAACUAAUAUUUUUUUUUCAACAAUUGUUACUUAAGUAAAAACGGUCACAGGUAGUUAUUUUAGUUUUAUUAUUAUUCAUUUGUAUGCAAUUACUUGUUAGUUAUUAUUUUAGUUAUAAAUAUCUGACGAUUAUAAGUAUUGCUAGGUAUAUACCUAGUCUAUGGAUAUAUAUUUCAUUAAUUUGUUAUACUAUUAUUUUUCUUUAUUCUCAAAUAAAUCAUUCAGUUAUCUAAGAACAAUAACUGCAGUGUAAUGAAAUCGUCACAUUUGUUAUGUUU
Acyrthosiphon pisum (pea aphid) is the source of this 1092-nucleotide messenger RNA. Its product is annotated as la protein homolog. Gene Ontology annotation, molecular function: RNA binding. The transcript has a single exon. Gene Ontology annotation, biological process: RNA processing; positive regulation of translation. Bases 73 to 687 code for a protein of 204 amino acids. Gene Ontology annotation, cellular component: nucleus; cytosol; ribonucleoprotein complex. The record is from RefSeq and is a predicted model, not a curated record. NCBI's taxonomy places the organism in Eukaryota, Metazoa, Arthropoda, Insecta, Hemiptera, Aphididae.